AUGGUAGACAUUUUGAAGGAUUCGAAGAUGCUUCCAUCAUCGUCUGUUGCCGCCGUCGAUCGCAUUUUAAGUCUUCGCGGUGCUGCAUUACAGACAUUGGUUGCGUUAUCGGAGCGCAACUCAUUGGCGACCUAUUUUAAACGCUUUGCUUUUCAACGUUUGAAGUCCAAUGCUUUUGGUGUACAGGGUCUGUCUGGAUCUUCAGAUGACACGAGUUCUUUACGUUUUUCUCAGAGUCAAUUACGUUUACUUCGUCAGGAGCAGUUGAUGUUGAUGGCCGAGAAUGAGCGUUUGGUUUACGAGCUUCAAGAAAUACGUCGAUGUCGUUCUACAGGUCAAUUUCGUCGGAGUCAGCCGCGUGCUGUUCCGGAAUUUCGUGAAUCAAAGCUUUCUAAAGCAAUAGAUCUUACCCUUUCUGGUGGUCGCGAUAGCCGUUUAAGUGGAGCACGUAUUGCAUUGUUAUGUGCAUUAAUCGGUCGCCUUCGUUACAAGGUAAUGGGUGCGGUUUUCCGAGCACUUUCACGGCAACCGUUGAGAUCAUUGCGGUUUUCAUCAACCCGUUUGAUGGGUUAUGGCCAUUCUAACAUUCAACAGCUUACUACUCCCUGUAUGAUAUUGGAAAAUAUUGUUCGUUCUAUGGUACAUCGUACCGAGCGUCUGACUCUCCGCCUACUGGGUGCGUCUGUGAUUGGGAAGCCUACACCAUUACACUACCCAAUUCCCCAUCCAGACCCUUUAAAGGUUUGUGGCGGACUUAAUCAAACGGAAUCUCGGCCGGCUGGUAAGUGUUGUUUGUAUGUGAAUUAA
Messenger RNA from Babesia sp. Xinjiang, 807 nucleotides. RefSeq lists its product as uncharacterized. The record is from RefSeq and is a predicted model, not a curated record. NCBI's taxonomy places the organism in Eukaryota, Apicomplexa, Aconoidasida, Piroplasmida, Babesiidae. Bases 1 to 807 code for a protein of 268 amino acids. The transcript has a single exon.